CGUGAGGAGAAUUCGAAGCUCGAGAUGUUAGAAGGUGCAAAAUUAAUGGGUAUAGGAGUUGCUACAAUUGCUUCAGUGGAAGCUGCUAUCGGUAUUGGAAACAUCCUUAGUUCCUCGACUCAUUUCGUGGUGCGAAAUCCAUCAUUUGCAAAAAAAUUAUUUGGCUAUGCCAUUUUGGGCUUUGCUCUAACCGAAGCUAUUGCUUCAUUUGCCCCGAUGAUGGCCUUUUUGAUAUCAUUCAUAUUCAAAAUUCAUUAG
Molecule: messenger RNA, 258 nt
Organism: Solanum pennellii
Lineage: Eukaryota; Viridiplantae; Streptophyta; Magnoliopsida; Solanales; Solanaceae
Product: ATP synthase subunit 9, mitochondrial
Exons: 1
Coding region: 25-258 (77 amino acids)
Biological process (GO): proton motive force-driven ATP synthesis; proton transmembrane transport
Molecular function (GO): proton transmembrane transporter activity
Source: RefSeq, a predicted model, not a curated record